AAUGGCAUGCCAUGUGCAGUGAGGCCGGAGCACCUUAAACUCCUUUGACGCAGAAUGGCCUCUUCACCAGAAGAAAGGACGAGGUGAUGCUGAGCCCGGUGAGAAGAUUGCAUCUAUCCAUUGCCCUGGGUGGGAAAGGGCUUCAGUUUCAAUAAUUUCAAAGCUGGUUCGCUGCAAAUUUGCAACAGGUAUAGUUGCACUGACAGACCUGACAGUUCUCUGCAAUGGAUGGCUUGAAGAUCGGCACUCUGAUUUGCUGUUUCAUCAGCCUUGUACUGCUUGUCAUCGCCCUAGCCACUCCCAAUUGGGUGGAGGCCGCUGACUAUGCCGGCCUAUGGAGAGGUUGCAACUAUACAGUAUGCUAUUCUUUUGGAAUGCAAGUGGCAAGCUAUGUCCACGCGACCCGAGCCUUAUUGAUUAUUGGGCUGAUCUUCGGUAUUGUCUCCUUCAUUGAUCUUUGCGCCUCGUUUUGCCAUACCUAUUUUGGCUCCAGCACCUGGACCAAGGUCACAUCCAAAGCCAGCUUUUUUGCAGGGCUCGCGGUCUUAGCUGCCAUGGGCGCUUUCACAGGAGGGUACUUUGUGUCCAGCAUUCUGGUGGCAACACAGCUUGGAUGGUCUUAUGGCUUGGGAUGGGCCCCUGGACUUCUCUUCUUAGUAAUUGAUGGGCUUAUCCGCAGAAUUCACACUCGUCACACUCGUCAACCAGUAUGACUCCAAAAGGCAAAAUCUGAGUGUGCUCUUCUGCCUGGCCUCCAAGAGCCGUGUCAGAAAUGUGGAGCCCUCACUUUUUCACAUUGAAACUGACGCAACAGUUUAUAUAGAAGUACAGCAUGAUUUAAAGGGGAAACACAUGAGUUUGGGAAUUAGACUCUUUGGAGAGAUGUGCUUGCAUUAGGACCCAUGGGUGGAUCUUCUCUGCCCAUCUCUAGCUUCUGUCAGGUCUGUGCCCACUGUCCCUCCAUGUUGUUACCCAGCUUAUAAUAUGUUGCAAUAGCCUCUUGCGCCUGCUUCCCUUGUUGCCUUCCGGAUUCCAGGACAGCCGAGCCCUUAUCUCGGAUGGCUUGCCACAGCGGCCUUGGGACAGCUCCUUCCAUCCCACUACUGAUUGUGUUCGGCUGGGAGAGCCGGAGGAGUGGGGGAACAUGUGAACGGGGUGAUAUAAUGUAUCCUGUGCUCAAUGCGUCAUUCUCAGCAAGAGACCUGUGUACAGCCAGACGCCUUUAAUUGCUUCUGUGUAACCUAUGGACAUAUGUAUCGAGAAGCCUGUGAUAUCUCAAUAAAGACCCA
Messenger RNA from Eublepharis macularius, 1289 nucleotides. Its product is annotated as lens fiber membrane intrinsic protein-like. The record is from RefSeq and is a predicted model, not a curated record. The transcript has 5 exons. Bases 225 to 713 code for a protein of 162 amino acids. NCBI's taxonomy places the organism in Eukaryota, Metazoa, Chordata, Lepidosauria, Squamata, Eublepharidae. Gene Ontology annotation, cellular component: plasma membrane.